This is a messenger RNA of Siniperca chuatsi (mandarin fish), 3286 nucleotides long. RefSeq lists its product as uncharacterized. The record is from RefSeq and is a predicted model, not a curated record. Lineage: Eukaryota; Metazoa; Chordata; Actinopteri; Centrarchiformes; Sinipercidae. The transcript is spliced from 5 exons. Gene Ontology annotation, biological process: response to bacterium. Bases 65 to 1102 code for a protein of 345 amino acids.
AGUCUUGUCUGUGAAGAGUGGAGAAAAGAUCAAGAUUCUUUUCACUCAAGUCAGCAAUUUGAACAUGAUGACAUCUCCAACGUUUGUUUUCUAUCUGACAUGUUUGUUCUUGGGGAAAAUGGCUCAGAUGACUAAUCUGAUCUCAUCAGUUCGUCAAGAGAGUGGUUUUGUAUCAGUUAAUAUUGGUGACAGCGUAACUUUGCAAUGUUUCUAUGAAGGUGACGUGGUAGCAAGAUUUUCCUGGUAUAAGCAAACUCUGGGACAGAAACCAAGACUCAUCUCUACCUUCUACAUGUCUAAAAAAAAAGGCACAUUUUAUGAUGAAUUCAAGAACAAUCCACGCUUCACAUUGGAUAUUGAAAAAGGUAAAAAUCACUUGAAAAUCUCAGAUUUACACAUUUCAGACUCAGCUACAUACUACUGUGCAAGUAGCUUUUCACAAAUAUUUGAAUUUGCGGAGGGCAUUACUGUCAGUGUAAAGGGUUCAGGUUUGAACAUCCAAGCUUCGGUCCAUCAGUCAGCAUCUGAGACCAUCCAGCCAGGAAGCUCUGAGACUCUGAACUGUACAGUACACACUAGGACCUGUGAUGGAGAACACAGUGUUUACUGGUUCAGAAACUCUGAAGAAUCUCAUCCAGGACUCAUGUACACCCAUGGAGGAAAGAAUGAUCAGUGUGAGAGGAAACCCAACACACAAACACACACCUGUUUCUACAACUUGCCACUGACGAGUCUGAAUCUUUCUCAUGCUGGGACCUACUACUGUGCUGUUGCCUCAUGUGGACACAUACUGUUUGGAAACAGGGCCAAGCUGGACAUUAAGUAUGAGAAAGACUCUCUUGUCUUGGUGUAUUUCUUAAUUGGCGCUUUGACAUUCACCACCAUCCUGAGUGUUUUACUGGCUUUCUCACUGUACAUUAUGAGUAAGAGAAACAGCGGCCAAUGUAGAGAAUCUUGCGUGAGAUUUUCAGCUUCCUCCACAACAAAUGCAGAGGAUUACAAAAAUGAGGAUAAUCUCCAUUACGCUGCUGUAAGGGUGAACAAGGCCAGCAGAUCAAGAAGAGGGACGACACAGAAGUUGGAUGUGUGUACUCCCGUGUAAAGCAAUAAAGCUGGACAUAUUCCAUCUUUGUCUCUGUGUAAUAGGACAUGAGCCCAUUACUGUCUUUUAAAGUGUAAUUUGUAAUUUGUCUUUUUCAAAAGCAGGAAUCGUUUUUUCAACAUUAUUUCACCCAAAACUGUUUAGUGUAAACAGUGCCGCUGCUAGCCAUUUUGGUGCCCUAAGCAUAAUUCCUUUAUUAUUCGCCCGCGCGAACAACCGGAACGGACCAUCCGGCGCGGGGGGGGGGGCACUAGACUACAGCAAUUAUUAAAUAUCUUUCUUGUUCCCCCUUUUUUGUUACAUAUACAUAGCUAAAAUGUGCCUAAUAUUUCUAUAGGCUAAUGAAAUAAUACCGGCAUUUAAAAAAAAAAAUUCAUUAGGCUAUUUUUGGUGCCCCUCAGCACUUGGUGCCCUACGCACAGUGCGUGAUGCGCGUGGUGGGAGCGGCGGCGCUGAGUGUAAAGCUUUACUUUGUAUUAAACUAACUAACUAAAGAAGCUCUAACAAUGGCAAUAUAUGAAGUACAUGAUUUCCACUUUCUCUGUGCAAAUGGGUUGCAAUGACUUUACAUCUUUUUUUUUUUUUCUGGUGCUGUUAGCUACUUGCUACUUGGGGAAAAACAUUAAAUUGUUGAUGAUCUGUACGAAUUCAAUGAUCACAGUGGAGUGAGUUAUUAAAAUGCACUGUGACUCUGCUCUAUUGACUUAUCAGUAAUCCAGGAUAUUGUUCUUUGAUUGUUCUUUGUUGAUGAAAACUGGAUUAAUCCAGUGAGUCGUGCUGAAUGGAUACGACUCCAAACCAUCUGAGACGUAAUAUAUGAAUCCAUUUUGAACUCUACUCCACAGAUUGCAAAAUGUUGGAUAAAGGUGAGGCUUUUUGCUGCCUUUGUAAAAUGCAACUGCCUUAGAGGUAAAAUUACCACAACUACUCAUCUGAAUCACCUGUGACCUUAUCAUUUAGUGUGGCAGUGGAGACAUGCAAAUGAACAGACCAUCAUUUAUUCUACAGCGUAGUUUAAGAUUAGGCUAUGAGGGCUGCAUUUCGAAUGAUUUUUAAAAAUUGAUUUGUUUUUAAAGUGACAGCUAAUGCAAAUGCAUAUGUAGAAUCAUCUCAGACAGCGAUCACAGCUAUCAGUACUUGUAGUAAUUGUGUUGAUUGAGUGUUUCAAACCCAAACUCUUUUCUAUAGUUUCCAUGUUCGACAGUGUAAUGUUAAAUGUCUCUAUGGUUGUGUCCUGUGCAUAUGUAGGAACAUCUAAAUGAUUUCUCAUUGUGUGUGUGUGCUUUCAAGCAGAGUGUUUCCACAGAGUGAAACAACAGAUUUUAUAGUAGAUUAGAAUUUGAAUUAGAAUUAAUUAGAUUUUUGGGAUCAAACUAAUACACUUUGCUCCAAUUCAAUGAUGCUGUGUGACGAGCUACUGGGACAUAUUGAGCAAGAAUGUGUGUGUACAAUUGUGUUUGCACGCACAAACCAUGAAUGCUAUCUACCAGGGUGGUGAGGACAUCAUAAACUGACAAGCCAGGAUGGUUUAUUCGUGACUAUUAGGAUAAUUUUCUGCUUGUAUGUCUGCUAAGAAACAUUGUAAACUUGUUUUUGAAAAGUGCUAAAUCACUGAAAGUUAUUAUAUAUAUACACAUUUAUAGAUUAGCCUGAACAAAAUCUGGGUUGGGAUCAAAAUAUUUUUAAAGAAAUGAGCCAGUCAAUACAUUAAGGGAUUAAAGAGGAGGUUAAAAUGAAAAGUACUUAAUAGUUUUAGUUCACUUAAUCACUGAGCCAUCGAACCGUAUAACUACACGGGACUGUAUUGCUUUUCUGAAUGUAUCUGUAUUUAUUUGGUUCAUUGACUUUUAUUGAUGUGAUGUGCUUCCGCCUGUUAGAAUGUGGUAGCCACAUGCUAAGCUGAUGUCAGUGACUUCACACAGACACAGGGUCUUGCAUGCAACUAUCCUGUUUACUAACCUGGCACCAUUUAUCCUACAUAGUUCACACAUACACUUCAAUUUGGCCCUUUAACAGAGCCACACUCUUUUCAUACAUGGCCUAGCCGCCAUUUUGAAUUUCCUUUCUUUGUCUAACCAUGCAGCUGCUGCUCAGCCACCCUUUUGAAUUAGAUUUCUUUUGUUUGAUGCCAUUUUGGACCCAAACAGCCAUUUUGGAUCACGAACACACAGACACACACACCCU